AUGUCUAAUAAAUUUAAUAAUAAUAAUGAUUACUUUGCAACACUUAAAAUUCUUCUUGUUGGUAACUCAAACGUAGGGAAAUCGUCUCUUCUAUUAAGAUUUACUGAUGACACAUUUUUACCACAUGAAGAAGUAUCAGCAACAAUAGGGGUGGAUUUUAAAGUACAUGAAAUGGUUGUAGACGAAAAGAAAUAUAAAUUAACAAUUUGGGAACGUUUUAGAACAUUAACAUCUUCAUAUUAUCGUGGCGCUCAAGGUAUUAUAUUUGUAUAUGAUGUAUCAAUUCGUGAGACAUUUGAUCAAUUGGAUAAUUGGUUUAAUGAAUUAAAUACCUAUUGUUCAAAUAAAAAUAUAGCGAAAAUUAUAAUUGGUAAUAAAAUAGAUAAGGGAACUGAAAGAGCAAUUUCACGUAAAGAAGGUGAAGCAUAUGCAAGAAAAUUACAAACUUUAUAUACAGAAUGUAGUGCUAAAACAAAAUAUGGUGUGGAAGAAGCAUUUGCUGAACUUGUUAGAAAGUGGAAUGUCAAAAUUUUCAAGAGAUAUGAAUGCUUUUAG
This is a messenger RNA of Entrophospora sp. SA101, 555 nucleotides long. The record is from the annotation of a GenBank genome assembly. Lineage: Eukaryota; Fungi; Glomeromycota; Glomeromycetes; Entrophosporales; Entrophosporaceae.